Messenger RNA from Bacillus rossius redtenbacheri, 1163 nucleotides. RefSeq lists its product as uncharacterized. NCBI's taxonomy places the organism in Eukaryota, Metazoa, Arthropoda, Insecta, Phasmatodea, Bacillidae. Gene Ontology annotation, cellular component: transcription regulator complex; nucleus. Bases 264 to 1163 code for a protein of 299 amino acids. Gene Ontology annotation, biological process: regulation of transcription by RNA polymerase II. The record is from RefSeq and is a predicted model, not a curated record. The transcript is spliced from 4 exons. Gene Ontology annotation, molecular function: DNA binding.
CACACGAGCGACCGAGUCGCGCGACUGAGACGCGCGACUCGGUCGCCGGGAAAUCGCUUGCCAUAAGAUAGCAUGGGCGUGGGUGAGAACCUGGCACACGGGCGACUGAGCGCGUCUCCAUCGCGCGUCUGUCGCCAGCAGACGCGAAUCCCCGCGACAGAUCGCGGCGACCAGUCGUGCGGGAGCCUUGCACACGGGCGACUUUUAGCCGCGCGUCCGAGCGACUGUCGGUCAGUAUCUGGUUGUAUGUGCUGGCGAGGAAGAUGGCGUUCGAUUGUGACCGUUUUAUAAUCGAAAUAGAAUCAAGGCCAGCUAUUUGGGAUUCCAGAUGUGAUGAGUAUGCUAACAAAUGCAAAAAGGGAAAGGCAUGGGAAGAGGUGUGCGAUAUGUUCGUUGAGAACUUCAAAGCCAUGGAUAGCGUCCAUAAAAAUAAAGCAGCUGCAGAUCUGCAACGGAAAUGGAAGAAUCUACGUGACUGUUUCAGAAGAGAACUGGCUAAACAGAGGAAUUGUAAAUCAGGUUCUGCAGCAGAUGGCAGGAAACAAUAUAUAUAUUUCCAGCAGUUAACUUUCCUAUUGCCAGUAUGCGACACCAAACCUACAACAGAAGAAUCUCCAGACUUGCACACGCAAGCCACACCCGCAGCAGCUACAUCUACGGCACCUACUUCUCUUAAAAGAAAAAAACCGUCACCAGAAACAGAAGAACUUGAGCUACUUCAGUCGCUUAGAAGAAAUAUGGAAAAACGACAUGCAGGUAGAGAAGAAGAAGACAGUGACAGGCAUUUCUUGUUGAGUCUUUUGCCGUACUUCAAACGUCUGCCAGACGAUAUGAAACUUGAAAUUCAAAGCGACUUUUUAAACACCUUAAGAAGUAUCUCUGGCGACAGCGGGGGAAUUUCCGCCUCUCUCGCGGGGCAGCCGCGCUCCGGAAGGUUGGCAGGCCCGCGCCGCGGCGCGGGGGGCCAAUGGGAGCGCUGCCCGAGGCGUGGCCUCGCGCGCAAGAUGGCCCCCGGCGCGGGAGGAAAAACAAUUGCCUGCCGCUCGACCGGAGCGCCCCUGGCGGCGAAGCGGGGAAGCUCGGCGGACGGAAGCCCGGUCGACGCAGGCAGGGCUGACAAGUCAAGUUUCUUCCUCGCCCGGGCUGAGGAGGCCGGCUGUUAG